This is a messenger RNA of Oncorhynchus mykiss (rainbow trout), 5027 nucleotides long. The record is from RefSeq and is a predicted model, not a curated record. NCBI's taxonomy places the organism in Eukaryota, Metazoa, Chordata, Actinopteri, Salmoniformes, Salmonidae.
UAGCAACGAGGUUGGGAAAGAAAAUAAGAAAUGAGGUAACGAGGAUGUAGAAGUUAACUACCGUUGACGUCAGCCAUGUUUUUUUUCCCCCGCCCCUCCACCCCUGUUGGGAUAUUGGCAAGUUGUCAUGACGACAGGGAUGUUCUGCUGAUGAAGUCCCGCUCCUCGUUGUCCAAUCAGAUUGUGGAGUCUAAAACUGCAGUACGAAACAGGAGAGGACGCACCUAUUCCAGUUGCACAAUGCCGAGAAAGGACAGCCCGAUCCUGGACCACCUACGGACGGAAUGGACGAUUUGGGGGAGAGCGUCAAUGGGGCCGCCGUGGCUCGACAAAACACAGCGGGGGUCGAGGAUGAGGGGCUGCCAGGCUAUGGCACAAAGGACCACUCUAAUGUUGACCCAUGGAAAGGAGCUGUCAGAAGAUUGGAAGCGGUCCAGUGUGGGCCACUGGGGAUGGGUUCUGUCUGGAGAGGCUUGUCAAGGAACCAGGCUUGUGUCUGGAUGACAAUGGGACAAGGGGACAUCUGGACCAGUCGAAGACUGACUUUUUCGGUCCAGACUGACAUCGGCCAUCUUGAAAGUGGACUGUAUCUAGAGGAGACUUUUGGAGAAGAGACUGCGGACCAACAUACUGCCAGUGAGUGAAAAGGAGCAGAGAAGCUCCCCCGCGGAUUUAAGAGAGUGAGGAGGAUUACAGUGGAGCUCAUAGCAGGCACAACGGUACACACGGCAACCGGAGCUGGAGCCAUGAGCAGAGCGCUUACAGACCAUAUCAGCAGUAGCUUCCGAGAAGAUGCUCCCCGUCCCCCGGUGCCGGGGGAGGAGGGAGAGGCGUCAUGCCAUACUCCCAGUAAACAUGCCAAAAUGAGAGCCCAAAAUAAGGCUAAAGCUGUCACCGUCGCGUCUCCCUGCUCCACGCCGAGGAGGAACGAGGAUGGACUCGGGGAACCUGAGGGUAGCGCGUCGCCGGAUUCACCCCUCGCCCGGUGGACCAAGUCGUUGCAUUUUCUCCUUGGUGACCAAGACGGUGCUCACCUGUUCAGGACCUUUCUGGAGCGGGAGAAAUGCGUGGACACUUUGGACUUUUGGUUCGCCUGCAACGGUUUUAGGCAAAUGGACCUCAAUGAUACCAAAACGCUGCGAGUUGCCAAAGCUAUUUUCAAGCGGUACAUUGAAAACAACAGCAUUGUUGCCAAGCAGUUGAAACCUGCCACUAAAACCUACAUAAGGGAUAGUAUUAAGAAGCAACAGAUAGACUCUGCGAUGUUUGACCAAGCACAAACGGAAAUUCAGUCAACUAUGGAGGAGAAUGCGUACCAGAUGUUUUUAACUUCCGACAUAUACCUUGAAUAUGUGCACACGGGGUGCGAGAACACGGCUUAUGCCAACCAUAAUGGUCUCGGGAGCCUCAAGUUGAUGUGCGGAUUUCUGCCACCUCUCAUUGAGGAAGAGGAGUGGAGAUGUGACUUGAAGGCGAAAACGUUAGCCUCUGUGGUUGGACUAUCUGCCAAUGCGCUACGGGCCACUGCUUCCAUUCGGACUGCGGCGGAAGUGCUGGAGAAUGGGUACAGGUCACACAGACGCGGAGACGCGGCCAGUCCCUACUUUGUCAACUCGGGCUAUGUGUUCGCCCCCGCCACCAGUGCCAACGACAGCGAGAUCUCCAGCGACACCAUGACGGACGACUCCAUGUCCAUGACCGACAGUAGUGUAGAUGGGAUCCCUCCAUACAAGCUGGGCACCAAGAAGCAGCUCCAGCGGGAGAUGCACCGCAGCGUCAAGAUCAACGGCCUGGUCUCGCUACCCCACUUUCCCAGGACACACAGGCUUCCUAAGGAGAUGACGCCGGUGGAGCCCUUGGCCUUCGCCGCCCAGCUCAUCUCCAGACUGGAGAAACUGAAGAGGGAGCAGGACACCAUGAGCUCCCUGGAGGAGAGGCUACAGCAGAUCCAGGAGGAGGAGGAGAGGGAUGAGAGUGACCUCCCCAGUGCCGUCCCGCUCCACCACCCCCUGCUUCACACCUCGUCCGGCGCCGACGAGGACGCCCAGGCCAUCCUAGACGAGCACCUGUCCCGGGUGCUCAAGACGCCCGGAUGCCAGUCGCCCGGCGUGGUCCGCCACUCGCCCCGCUCGUGCUCUCCCGACCGGCCCUCCGCCGCCUUGGUCCCCUUCCUGGGGCCCUCCUACCCGGGGGCCUCCAAGGGCCCGUUGGCUGGGAGCAGGCAGUCGACCAAGCACAUCCACCACCACUACAUCCACCACCACACCGCCACCGGCCCCAAGAGCAAGGAGCAGAUCGAGGCCGAGGCGGCGCAGCGCAUUCAGUGCCUCUGUCCCCCAGGGGGCGCCGACUACUCAGACUUCACCCUCGGCCACUGCAGCAGUUUGCCCAAGCGGCCGGGGAAGCCGUGCGAAGGAAUACGCCUGAGCCAGGCUAACGGCGGCGACGGGGUCACGUCCCCGCCCCACCUGCCCCUGGACGCCACGGACCGCUCGCAGAACGUCUGGCAGUGGAUCCUGGAGAGCGAGAGGCAGGGCAAGAACAAACCUCACGGCAGCACUCAGGGGCUGAAGAAGAUCCACCUCCCGGACCCCUCCACGCCCAAGACGCUUCCCGGCCGAACGCACUCUUCCUGGGGAGGCGUGGGCGGCGUGGGGGGUCACCUCCGUGGAGGUCACCAUCCGGCCCACCCCUUCAUCCAGGACCCGGCCAUGCCCCCCCUGCCCCCGCCCAACACUCUGGCCCAGUUAGAAGAAGCCUGCAGGAGGUUAGAGGAGGUCUCCAAGCCCCCCAAACAGAGGCAUUCAACGUCCAGCCUUCAAAGAGACAGGAGUCACCCUCUGCCUUUCCCCAGUGGAUACCCGCCUCUGAUCAGCCCCGCACUUCAAACAGACGAGUGGAAAGAGCCAAAGAAGUCGAUUAGCGGCGCGAGCGUGUCUGGCUGUGACCUGGUGGUCACCUACUUCUUCUGUGGUGAGGAGAUCCCCUACCGCAGCAUGAUGAAGACGCACAGUCUCACCCUGGGACACUUUAAGGAGCAGCUUAGCAAAAAAGGCAAUUACAGGUACUACUUCAAGAAGGCCAGCGACGAGUUUGAGUGUGGGGCCGUGUUCGAGGAGGUAUGGGAGGACGGCGCCCUUCUGCCCAUGUACGAGGGCAAGGUCCUGGGUAAGGUGGAGAGGAUGGACUGAUGCCACCCUUAUGCCCACCCUUACCCAACCCUACCUUACCCAUCAACCAAAUACACAACCUCCAGGGCACAGACUGUCGCGAGGAACUGGAGUGAUUGACUUGAUAUUUGGCGGAAACGCUCCAGACUUUCUUUCCUACUAUUAAGCUAAAUAAGAGUUAAUAUAUCCAGCACAAGAGGAGUGUGAUUGAAGGAACACGAGCCAAUGAAGUAUGCCGAACCCAGAAGAGCCCCCCCCCCCCCCCCCCCCCCUGACUGUCUUAACCAAUCAGCCUUAGAAACACAAGGGAACGACACUACAGACAGAGAGAGACGGCGGCUGGAGGCCUCUAGGCUCCCUGAAUUUAACCACUGAAGAUGCAGAUGACUGUUUGUCUAAUACGAGAGACCAACGUUGCGAUUAAAUAGUGGUAACGUUGUGAGAACGUUGCGUCGCUCCCUGGUCGCCUGCAAUGGACUGGCGACAGCGCCACCACCUGCUCUUAUAACGUUGUGCGAAUGUUGUGCAAACGUUGUUACAACAUGAAACGUCUAUACGUGUGCAUAUACAUACCUGAAAAUAUGUGUGUAUAUACAUGUAUUACAUUAUAUUGAUGCGUUCUUGUCAUGAUUUGAAAGUUUGUGUAUUUAUUGAAAAAAUGUCCUCUCCCUCCCUCACCUUCAACUUGUCUACCCAUCACCCACCCAACCCAACCAACCAACCCAACCCACCCAACCCAACCAACCCAACCAACCCACCCAACAAACCCACCCAACCCAACCAACCCAACCCACCCAACCAACCCAACCCUGUCCCCUCAUGUCCAGUUGAUGGACAAGCUGCUUCGAGUAUUGGGAGAAUACUGUGGUGAUUUUUUUUUAAAUGUACCUUGUAAUGUCACAAAGGUCAUGAUACUAGUCUAGUGCCCCCCCCCCCCCUUACCCCUGUCCAACCUCACUGUACCAGGGGUCUGCUGAGACUGAACCUUCCACUGUCGUAGUAAACCAACCAACCAACCCAGUCUUAAUAUAUGCUGCUGCUGAUGUGUUCUCUUCCAUUUGUGAGCCAGAGUAAGAGAGUCGUUGGUUGUCUCUCACUCCAGCACCGAGCUCUAUCCUUUUUUUUUUUUAGGUUGUUGUGCCUUUGUUUGUGGACCAGGCACCACACAGGGAAAGACGCGAAAGAGAGAUGAGAAAAGAGACGCGAAUUAGGAUGAGAUGAACAGAGAGAGGACCUGGAGAAAAGAAGUGUUUACAGUGAGCACACCAAAAUAACCUUGUCGCGCUUCUAUUGAAAUGAACCACCUCUCCAGGAAGCAGCGGCUUAAUAUCGCCACGUUUCAAAACUGCUUCCGUUCCAUAUUUAUUAGCGUUGGAGAGAAAAGAAGAAAAAAACGUUUUUAAGAAAUGUUUCUCCAAUAGCUUUUUGAAUGUUGUGAAAAGGACAUCUUCAAAGACGGAGUUCCUUGUAUACAUUUGUAAUUAUGCAUUUCUUUUGAAGUCUGGAUAAAAGGACACAAACACUGUGGCUAGUGUUUUUAUGAGUACAGCACCUGUGCCUACAUGGAUGCCAUACCAUGUACUACCCUGAAUCAGGGUGUUAAUAAUUAUUCCCUUGGUUUUCAGAAGGGCUUUUUAUGUUGAAAAUAUUAUAUUUUUAAUGCAUUUAAUAGUAUCCUGUAAUCAUGUCAUUUGGUUUUUACGCCCCGGCUUUUGUGUUGUUGUUUUGUUCCAUCUAAACUGUAAAUUAUACAUUAUAUACAGAGUUUCAUUUAAAGAUUUACAUGGACCUAUAAUUAUUGUAAUUAUUAAGAGAUUGUAGCCUUUAUUAAAAGUUUUACUAUUUUUCAAAUGAAAA